Messenger RNA from Larimichthys crocea (large yellow croaker), 2964 nucleotides. RefSeq lists its product as uncharacterized. The record is from RefSeq and is a predicted model, not a curated record. NCBI's taxonomy places the organism in Eukaryota, Metazoa, Chordata, Actinopteri, Sciaenidae. Gene Ontology annotation, molecular function: DNA binding. Gene Ontology annotation, biological process: DNA recombination; DNA integration.
AUGCAGCUGGACGUUCCCCAUUCCCCAGCUCCACCCGUUUGGCUUUCGAGUGUGCACCUGGAGGCCCACCACGCCCCCAUCUCCCGGCUGCCACGGACCGUGCCAGAGCGAACCAGGAGAAGCGGACAUUUGAAGGCGGAGGGUUCAGCAGUUCCCCCUCUCUGUCAAAAUAAACCCGCACCUGCUGUCCCCCCUCGGAACAAAGCCACAGCUUUCCCCGGGGCAGGGGCUGUGUGGGCUCCGUUGCUGCGCUGUCCUCCCGGGCACAAAUGCUCAGCGGCACCCGGGGGCCAUGUCACUAUUCCGCCAAGAGAGGGCACCACUGCACCGCGGUUGGGACCUCUCACAGUGGAGGGGCGGCGGUGUGUGUCCACUCUCUCCCCCAGAUGGGAGAGAUGGGCCGCGCUCCCAGCUCCGCCCUGGGUGUUAUAGACGAUUUCGCGGGGAUACAGGCUGCAGUUCGUAGCCGUUCCCCCGCGAUUCGCCGGAUUAAUAUACACCCAGGCUUAGGGAGAGUCAGCUUGUGUUUUACAGGAGGAAAUCCUCUCACUGUUAAACAAAGGAGCAAUCUGUGUCGUACCUCCUGCACAGUGUCAGAGCGGUUUUUACUCCAGGUAUUUUCUGGUCCCCAAACGGGGGGGGAGCGGUAUUCGCCCUAUCUUGGAUUUACGUGCUCUGAACAAAUAUCUCAGGAAAUACAAGUUCAGGAUGCUAACGCACACAUCCCUGCUGCGCCUUGUGCGACAGAGCGAUUGGUUCACUUCUGUCGAUCUGAAAGACGCGUAUUUCCACAUCCCGAUCUAUCCUCCCCACGGAAAGUAUCUGAGAUUUGCUUUCCAGGGGAUCUGUUACGAGUACCGCGUGCUCCCUUUCGGUCUGUCUUUAAGCCUGAGGGUGUUUGUGCGGUGCACGGAAGCGGCAAUAGCCCCGCUGAGACGCUUGGCCACAUAUCUAGACGAUUGGCUGCUGUUGGCACAAUCGGAGCAGGAGGCCAGGGCACACACACGUAUUCUCAUACGACAACUAGUCGAUCUGGGUUUCGUGAUGAACACGGAAAAGAGCAUGCUGUCUCCGGCACAGGGCGUAAUCUUUCUGGGAUUAUCCCUGGAUUCGGUGACUUAAGCGCGCCUCUCGGCGGACCGAGUGAAAGCUUUCAGGGCAUGUCUCGCGCUUUUUCAUCCGGGCAAAUCUGUUCAAUUCAGAUUGUGUCUUCGGUUACUCAGGCUGAUGGCCUCUGCCAUUCUUGUAGUCCAUCUCGGCCGCCUCCGCAUGAGGGAAUUCCAGUUUUGGGUGGCCUCUGACCCACAGGUGCCCAUGGGUUCCGUCCUGUCCAGGAAGGUGGUCACUACGGAUGCCAGCCUGACAGGUUGGGGCGGGAUUCACGAGGGCCGGUCUGUGAGGGGCCGCUGGGGUGUGGACCUCCAGUGGUCUCACAUAAAUUUUCUGGAACUUUCAGCGGUGUUCCUCUCCCUGAAACAUUUCCUUCCGUCUCUCAUGGGUCAUCAUGUCCUGGUGAAGAUGGACAAUACGACGACGGUGGCGUACAUCAACCAUCAGGGGGGAUUACGCUCCCGUCAGUUGCACAUGCUGGCACGCAGACUAAUCCUGUGGAGCUGUGGUCGUCUCCUCUCCCCUAGAGCGACGCACAUCCUGGGAGUCCUGAACACGGCCGCAGACCUGUUGUCCAGGGGAGCGCCGGUAUACGUGGAGUGAUCUCUGCACCCAGAGAUUGUGGAACAGAUAUGGGCCCAUUUCAGUCGGGCCAUGGUGGAUCUGUUCAUGUCGAGAGACAACGCGCAAUGCGCGCUGUUUUACUCUCUGCGCAGCAUGGAUGCUCCCCUCGGCGUAGACGCACUAGCGCAUGCCUGGCCGUGCGAGCGUCUUUACGCAUUCCCUCCCCUGGUCUUGAUACCCCCCACUCUAGCGCCUGGCUCUGUGGGCUUGGCCCCUGAGUGGCUAAAUCUGUCAGCUGUGGGCCUUUCACAGCACGUGAUUCCCACUAUACAAAGUGCUCGAGCCUCCUCCACUAGGUCUCUGUAUGACUGUAAGUGGAAAGUGUUUGAGGGGUGGUGUCACAGAAUUGGCCACAUUCCCUUUCAGUGUCCAGUAGGAGUGAUAUUGUCAUUCUUGCAGGACCUGAUUGACAAACGAAAAGCCUUCUCCACGAUUAAAGUGUACUUAGCGGCUAUCGCCGCAUGUCACGUGGGGUUUGGCGAGCAAACAGCGAGCCAGCACCCACUGGUUUGCCGUUUUAUGAAGGGAGCGUGCAGGCUUCUCCCCGUGUCCAGACCACUGGUACCACCGUGGGAUCUGGCUGUGGUUCUGGAGGGGCUUGAGGGCCCUCCUUUUGAGCCACUGGAGGGAGCGGACUUGAAACACGUGUCUCGCAAGACAGUGUUGUUGCUGGCUCUGGCUUUGGCUAAACGGGUUAGUGACAUCCAUGCGCUUUCGGUGCAUCCCUCAUGCGCCCAGGUCUUCCCGGGGGAUGUAAGGAUGAUUUUGAAGCCCAACCCGGCUUUUGUGCCUAAGGUGGUGGGCUCAUGUUCUCCUAUUGACCUUGUGGCUUUUGCUGCCUCACUGGGUAAGCAGUUGUCGCAUGCGUUAUGUCCGGUCUGUGUGGUGCGCACUUAUAUGGAUAGGACAAGGGGUUUCAGGAGGAGCUAUCAGCUGUUCGUCUCCUGGGCUAAUCCUCAUAAGGGGAAGGCUGUCUCAAAGCAGCGCCUAUCCCACUAGGUGGUGGAGGCGAUUGCUUUGGCUUAUACGAGUCAGGGUUUGCAGCCACCUGUGGGUCUGCGGGCGCACUCAACUCGGGGCUUGGCUGCAUCCUGGGCCUUAUUUAGGGGAGUUUCUGUUCAGGACAUCUGUGCUGCGGCGAGUUGGUCCUCACCACUCACUUUUGUCCGUUUCUAUAUGCUGGACGUCUCCGCUCCGUGCGUGGCACGAGCAGUUUUGCUGUCCUGCUAG